CUGCCCGAACAUCCUUCUUUGGGCGGAGCAUCAUCGCGUGUUCGGCAUUAGCGAAGGCCUAGCCGAGCAGUACCUCGCUCGUGCCCGCAGACGGACCCGGGAACGGUCAGAGCGCUGUCCGCCUGACCAUGUCCGCUGCACGUCCUCCGAGUUCCGAGGUUCAAUAUCAAUAGCGAAGCAGGUGCUUCUUGCCUCAAACGCUUUUGUCUGCAGCGUGCUGCGAGUUGCGCCCUCCCGCUUUCGCCUCGCUGGCGUCCUAGGUCUACGAUGCACCGAAUGUCGAGUGCUGAGCGGCGGCGCGCCGCACCGCACCGCACGCGACGAGCGCGAGCCUCCGCGCACGAGUCGAGGGCGUCGCUGAAGACGAGCCGCACGCGCACCCGCUCGCCGCGGGCAAGGUCGACCCCGAGGAACACCGACCGGAACCUCACAAACUGGCCGACGUUCACGCUGGCCCUCGUCCGCGCCGCGCUGCUCUCGAGCGGACACCCUCUGCACCUACCCCUCCUCCUCGCGCAUCUCCAACGAAGGCUGAGACAACGGAUCCGUCUCGGGCUUGACUGUGGCUUCUACUUGCGGGCCAACUCCACGUUCCUUUAUACUAUUGCCGAUCCUCGAAACGUUCACGACACUCACGACCCGGAUCAUGACCUCUGGCUCGAGCCAGUUGAUGCACCGCAGGCGGAUUCAUCGCUGGAUAAUGCUCAGUGGUACCGGAGUCCGGCACCACUCUGCGUUGGCUACUCACCGAGACACUCGAACAAAAGCGACCCCAGUAUAUCCGUCGAAGUCGAAUCGCUGACAGACAGUAGGACCCGACGAAGCAGUCGGGCAGUCUGCCCUCGAAUAUUGGCGCUCAUCCGGACGUUGGGUUUUCGCUGUCUUCGCACCAUCAUUCGCUGUCCCUAGAGAUCAUGGCAUCCGAUACCCCUCUUCCGGCAUUUGCGACCUGGGCUGCAUCAUGGACUUCAGUAGACAGACGCAUUCAUCACGAUCACGCAGAUACGUUCUUCACGUCAAUCACGCAUAGAAUGGGCAAUGCAUUACUCCGCUUCCAAGCAAU
Messenger RNA from Rhodofomes roseus, 1063 nucleotides. RefSeq lists its product as uncharacterized. NCBI's taxonomy places the organism in Eukaryota, Fungi, Basidiomycota, Agaricomycetes, Polyporales, Fomitopsidaceae. The transcript is spliced from 2 exons. The record is from RefSeq and is a predicted model, not a curated record. Bases 268 to 909 code for a protein of 213 amino acids.